AUGGCAAGAACAAAAAGUUCUCGGAAUGACCUUACCUUGCCGACCACGCUGGGCCUCUCCCUGGGCACGUUGCAGCAUGUGAUCACCGUUGGCAUCGGCUCGCCGGCCGUGAACCAGACCAUGUUCAUCGACACCGGCAGUGACGUGUCCUGGGUGCAGUGCAAGCCGUGCUCGCGGUGUCACUCGCAGGCGGACUCGCUCUUCGACCCCAGCUUGUCGAGCACCUACUCUCCGUUCACCUGCAGCUCCGCCGCCUGCGCGCAGCUCCGCCAAGACGACCGAGGAAAUGGCUGCUCUGGCUCCCAGUGCCAGUACAUUCUCAACUAUGGAGAUGCUUCGAGAACCACCGGGAGCUACAGCUCCGACACGCUCUCACUGGGCUCCAAUGCUGUCAGCAACUUCAAGUUCAGGUGCAACCAGUCUGAGUCUUGCCUCCUUCUCCACGACCAGGACCAGACCGCUGGGCUCAUCGAGCUCGGCGGCGGAGCUCAGUCGCUGGCCACCCAGACCUCAGGGACCUUCGGCAAGGCCUUCUCAUACUGCCUCCCGCUGACUCCGGGCUCAUCCGGGUUCCUCACUAUGGGUGUAGCAACCUCGGGUUUCGUCGUCAAGACACCGUUGCUGAGGAGCAGAGGACGUCUAACUUUCCCGGCGUACUACAUUGUGUCUCUUCAGGCCAUUAUGGUGGGAGGCAGGCAACUCAACAUACCCACCUCGGUCUUCUCCGCCGAGUCGCUCAUGGACUCCGACACAAUCAUCACGCGCCUGCCGCGGACCGCGUACUCGGCGCUGUCGUCGGCGUUCAAGGCUGGCAUGAAGCAGUACCCGCUGCCACAGCCCAUGGGCAUCUUGGACACGUGCUUCGACUUCAGUGGCCAGUCCAGCAUCAGAAUACCGAGUGUUGCACUGGUGUUCUCCGGGGGCGCCGUCGUCAACCUCGCCCCCGAGGGGAUCAUUCUGGACAGCUGCCUCGCCUUCGCGGCUAACCGUGAUGACAACUCCCUUGGCAUCAUCAGCAACGUGCAGCAGAGGACGUUCGAGGUGCUCUAUGACGUUGGUGGCGGCGCCGUCGGGUUCAAGGCUGGGGCAUGCUGA
This is a messenger RNA of Triticum urartu, 1095 nucleotides long. NCBI's taxonomy places the organism in Eukaryota, Viridiplantae, Streptophyta, Magnoliopsida, Poales, Poaceae. The record is from RefSeq and is a predicted model, not a curated record.